Thunnus maccoyii (southern bluefin tuna) is the source of this 2819-nucleotide messenger RNA. RefSeq names its product ring finger protein 215 (gene rnf215). The record is from RefSeq and is a predicted model, not a curated record. The coding region runs from base 720 to 1811 and encodes 363 amino acids. Gene Ontology annotation, biological process: ubiquitin-dependent protein catabolic process. NCBI's taxonomy places the organism in Eukaryota, Metazoa, Chordata, Actinopteri, Scombriformes, Scombridae. The transcript has 10 exons. Gene Ontology annotation, molecular function: ubiquitin protein ligase activity.
AUUACUCACACACAUUAUAUAUAGCACAAUGACAGUUAAGACAAAUCACUCCUUGUGUGAACAGGUGAAAUACCGGUCUGAAGGUAUGAUACAAUACUAAUAAUAAAUAAUACUAAUAAUACAUUCAAUUUUAAACGCCUGUCUCGUGACCCAAGGACACUCUACAUACACCAAAACAAACAAAACAAAAAACAAAAACAAAUGAUAGGUAAAUGAGAAGCUUGGCUAAAGUUAAAUCUUUCCAGUGCGGAGGGGAUAGGUGUAGCUAUGUCGUCGUGGCUUUAAAGCGAAGCAGGAAGUACAUGAUUUAAUUUUCUUGUAUUGUGGUUUAUCUUUGGUUGUACAAACUCAACGGUUAAAACCUUUACGUUAACGGAAGACUCACAGAAACUACGCUUGGGUUGAAAUGUUUUUGGCUUCAUAUAGUAUAUAGUUAACUAAAAUAACUCAACUAUUACAUUUAACUUCUGUUAUAUUAAAAAUUCAAGUGUCAAGAAGUCUCCAUCGGAUAGCAGCCUUGUAGACAAGAUAGUAAUCCUCCCACUUCUUCCGGUUAGAACCGGAAACUGCCCUCGCUUGUUUACAUUCUCCGGGGGGUCUAAGCUAACUGGCGAGCGAAAAAGGCGAGCAGCUCUUCAAAAAUGACGGGUGACAGUUGAUUAGGUUUGUGUAUUUAAGACAGUUUUCAGCUGUAUUGUCUCUCUGUUGUUGUUCGGACAAUGGCUGCAACUCGCCGCCGGUGCUGUCUCCGGUUAAUCCUACCGCUUCUCCUGCUGCUGUGUCCGGGGCUGCUGGUGGCGGCGGAGCAGGUCGCUCUGGUGGAGGUGUUCGUGGAGCAGCGGCCCGGUGUCAGCGCUUUGCUCCAGGGAGAAGUGGUGGAGUCCAGGCCGGGCAGAUGGAGCUCCGAGCACCGGGACCAGGACAAACAAGACCUUGAGGGAGAGCUGGUCCUGGUUCGGGACGAGGAGCCGCAGGUGAGCGGAGGAAAAGCGGAGGAUGACAGCAAAGAGCCGGAGCCGUGGAUCGGGGUGGUGCCGGUGGAGAUGGACGACAGCAAAGCCUCCACCGGAAACCAGGAGUCCUUCGCUGAUGCGAUGGUCAAUAAAAUGAAGCGAGCUCUGGUCCUCGGAGCGUCUGCGCUGAUCAUCCUGGCUCUCAACCAGAACACCGUCAGAGAGAUGGAUCUGUCUCAGGUGCUGUCGAAGCCCAUCAUUGUGAUCCAGACGUCUGAAAACGUCACCAAGCUGAUCGGAGCUCUGCUCAGGGGCCUUCAGGCGACAGCGAAAAUCACAUACAAGACCAUCCUGCAGGACAACCUGGGAGCCACGCUCACGCUGUGGUCCAGCUGCGGGCGAUCGAGAGGCGGACGCUACGGAGAGUGGCAGGGGGUCAUCUGCACGGGAGAGACCAACUCUCAGGUCCAGAAGUACCUGCAGCAGCUGUGGGACACGGUCCUCCUGGUGGCUCUGAUCCUCAGCACCGGCGUCAUCGUUCAGGCCCGCUGGCAGUACCAGGACCACCAGCUGAACGACGACUUAGAGUUGCUUCCUAAACAGGACGUCCUGAAGAGAAUGUCGUCCCUGAAGACCAAAACGUACCGUCAGCCCAAACCCUGGUGUGAUCCGUCCCAGCCGGUAGAAACCGACAACUGCGCUGUGUGUCUGGAGCCGUUCAACAACAACCAGUGUUUGCGGGUGCUGCCGUGUCUCCAUGAGUAUCACAGAGACUGCGUGGAUCCCUGGCUGCUGCUGCAGCACACCUGUCCUCUGUGCAAACGCAGCAUCCUCAGCAGCGUCUGUAAGGACAGUUAACGGUCACCUCACCUCUGGGAAUCACAUCUCGUCUUCUGUGACACUCCAGUAGCCCUUUUUUUGUUGUUGUUUUUUUUUUAAACUGACCUCGUCGCUUCCUCCUUCCAGCGAUGGAUCGUGGGAGCAAAUAUAAAACUUCUCACAGCAGCCGACCGGCCGUCAGGACUGCGGAGCCGGUCGGAUUCUGACCUCUGACCUUCAGCGGGUCUCACGGACACUAGGUGGUAGUAUUAACACAAUACUAUGAAGUACUUUAGCGGUACUGUUGUGUGUGUGUGUGUGUGUGAACAGUACUUCUUCCUGGGAUCAUGUUACUGUACAACUGUGGAAAUAUUCGUAUGUGACGUCGUGACUCAUGAGGGUGUUUGUGUUACGGCUGCGGACGCACCUUCUGCUCCAUAAAACCCGGAUAAGCUGACGGAGUAAUUGUAAACGCUGACGUAUCGAUCGACUCGUCAAUGUUCACUUUAGGUCCAAAUGAUGUCAAUAAGCAACUUACAAAGUGGACGAACUAAGACUGAUUUCAUCUAGUGUUGAAACUUUGCAUUAAAUGUUAGUCGUAGAGGUCUCGUAGUCGUAGUCCAGAAGUUAACUGUGCAACAGUUGGCACCAGAUGUGGAAAAAGUGUUUCCAACAUGCCUUAUGACUUCACUGCAGAGUGAUGGAAACCCAAACUACAAACACAGUUCUUCAAUUCUACUUUAACAUCACAGCUUUGUAUCUUACAGGAGCUCGUUUAGUUGCACUGUUUUAAAUGCUUAGUGAUAGAGGAUUCAAAAGGUCACUGCUCAGUUGGCUUCCUCACAUUUAGAAGGUCUGUAUGAAGAAGUUAAAGGAUGAAGCUGCACUUUUCUAUAUGUUUCUUAUUGUCAACAUGUGCAGAGUCAAACUAUCAACUGAUCCUACUUACAGAUGUUGCAGUAGACCUCUGCUGUUGUCCAGAAACUAUUAAAAACAUGUCAGUGAGUCAAACUGUUCAACAAGUUCCUUCAUUAUGAAGAGAUUGAU